CCGUUGCAAAAUUGGCGCUCAUGCUUGUUUGCAACGCUUUGGUGUUCUUUUUGCUCCCCGAUGCUCUACGAUCGAUCAUCACUUCAAGUGUUACGAUUACAGGUACUCCUGCGCAUUCAUUGAUUCAUUGAGCUGUACGAGUCGUUCAUUCUGCACCUCAGUGUUAGAAGAAGUGCAUUACGCGUCUUAUCCUGCUAUAUUUGAAACAAAACGACGGUUGUUUGACAGAUCUCGAUUCUUUUUACUAUGAUGCCCUCAAGAUGUACAUAGAGCGCCAAAACUUGCGGCCGAAUCGGAAGCAUCGAAGAACAGAAGGGGCGAAGAACAACAAAAGCGACGACAAACUCGAAAACAAUCUUCGCUGUAAAAUUGGUGGCGGUUACGAACGCAUUUUGUUUUUUGCCGUCGACCCAAAAACCGCACAGUUGCGAUUGCAAUUUCCCGCGGCUCACUGCGAUGGCGAGGAAGACUUCCGUUUUCCCCAUUACUAUUAUUGUAACCGGAAUGAUUCAAGAUACGAUGCACCAGACGAUACGGAUUUGAGCUUUCAUUCGGAACGGCAACGCCAUUCGCAGCCUCUGUACUCCGAAUCGCCAUCGCAUCCGCUGCAAAAAGGAGGUGAUUCAAAAUCUGAUUCGCUCUGCCAAUUUUAUACAAGCCGUGAUAGGCGGAGAGACCGAAACGAAGUGUUGCGAGGAGAAGAAUGGCGGGUACAGUGCUGCGACUUGCGACAAGACGAAAACCAGUUUUCCCUUUUUUGGGACGAGAGCUUGCGAAACCGCCAUCGCAUUGAGCGCUUAUCGAUAUCAACGGCACUAGAAAUGACAUUCUCCUACCACCAGAGAGAAUUGUAUGAUUCCACCAAGGAUGCUGCAACUACCGCUUCCUAUAACGUGGCCGCAGUCUCGUUCGAGAUUGUUCUGGCCAUAGUCGCGGCCUUUCUCAGUCUGAUCACUAUACUUGCUGUUACGCUGCCUCUAAUCAAAAAAAAGAAACGAACCAGGGCAUCGACCUACAACCUUUACCUGGCUUUCUUAGCCGUACCUGAUCUGCUCUACAAUGCGUUUCUGGCCUACCUCUUUUUGACUUAUGAUCGGUGGAUAGAGCUCCCUUCGUCGAACAUCGAGGAAACCUAUGCGAGUAACAACUAUUACAGCAGCAGCACAUCUUCGGAAGUCCCCCAGCAGGGGGGGCAAACCCCUCUCUAUGGGCUGCCCUUGGUGGACCACGGUGACGACACCGCCCUCUUUCUCGGCUGCGCGACGGCGAGUCUCUACACGAACGUGGUUAUCUGCUACGAGAUUCUUAAGCUCCUUCGGAACUCCAAACAUCGGAAACGCUCCAAGGCUCCGACCCUCCGAAAAGCCUGCAUACAGGCCUCGGCGACCUAUUCGCUCGGGAUUUUGGUGGUCCUGGUCGGUGUUUUUGCUGGAGAUUCUAUGAGUCAUACAUUGAUUGUCAUCCCCAUUGUGUAUGUAUUCACUGUUGCGAUUCCUAUAUCCUAUAUGUUUUGGGUUACAUACCGUAUCUGGUGUGAGGGCCUGCUAUCUCACACCGCAGGGACUGGGAGGCGCAUGAGGGUGCUUGUUCGAUACUUUCUUCGGAUUGUGUUUAUAUUUAUCUGCAUCUGGUUGCCGGCCUCGAUUUUAUACAUCCUUUACUGGACUCCUUCUAUGCCUCAGGGCCUCUUGCAUUACCUGGCUUGCGUCUUUUUCGCUAUCCAGGUGUUUGUGUCCUUCGGAUUUUCUCUGACCAAACCAGAUAUUCGGAGAAACGUUGUAGACCUCGUUGUUGGAUUUUUGUGUUGUUGCUGCCUGGAGUUCCAAAAGGAGAUGCUUCCAAUCGGCGAUGCGGCCACCGGCAUGACUGAGUCGGGAAUAACCGAGCAAAUUUGCGACACGCCGAAACCGAUCAAAGAAGAACCCGAAGAAGAAGACCAGAACCCGGACAGCGAGACCCCAGAGGACCACCAUGUUCAACAAGAUUCCAAAAGUGAUUCUGAUUCCUAUUCCGUAUACCUCAGUGGCGAGAGCGACGACGACGACGACGAUGAAAUCACGUGGUCGUCGUUCAGGAAUCGCCCCAGUUUCAAGCGCUCUUGGUUCAUUGAUCACUCUGUGUUUUCACUUAUGUCAUCAAGGAACUACGCAGGUUCUAGUUUCUGGAGAAGAAGGAGUACCAUGUCUAACUUGAGGCAAGGGAGAAGUGAUUCGCCAAAGUCUGUUAACGAGAGCGGAAAGAAAAGUAGCUUUUUUGGUUCAUUUUGUCUAUCACCUUCUUCGAAGAGCAAUGCCGUGUUUGACAUUGAGCACGUGAGAAAGGGUUCUGGCGGGUUCGUUCACCACUACCAUGGUGAUAGUGAUGACGAUAUUAAUGACAUCGAGGCACAUCCCAAUGAUAACGAAAGCAACGGCAACGCACCACGGCUCGUUGUGCAUUCCUUGGAAGAGAUAUCCGGGAAGAACGAACCUCUCCAAAUGCCAACUACUGAGACUACUGGCCCUCUGGCCCCGGUUCUCGCUCACUCCAACGACAACAAGAUCAAUCCUGAGGAUGAAACCGAAAGGAAAAUGCUGAGACCAGAAGAAUGGCCAUCGGUACAUCAUAGUAGUACCAAUCUCUCGACCAGAACAGAUUGUAGCAACGAGAACGAUCGGAGCAUCGACGGAGACAACGAGAGCAUCGAAAUCGUGUUCAGCGGGGAUGGCACGAGCGAUGAUCUGGACUCUGUGUCAAGCGACUUGUUCGACUUUCGAUCACUAAUGGAUUAGCACAUCGCUUCAGCAUUAGGGGUCAUAAUUUAAGAUGGGUGCAUGACACAUCUGCCAAACUCAUAUUCCAUCCUUGGUACCAAUAAGAAAAAUUUCACUAGAGAGUUUUUCACCUCAUUUUUACUGCAUAACACUGCAUAGUAAAGUCCACUUGAAAGACCCCAUGCACAGGAACAGUUUCAAUCACUCUCUGAUUUUCAAACUUCAUACAGAGAUCUCUCAUAUCGUUGAGAGUCAAUUACCACCAGUAAGUGUUUGUAGGGUUUUAUUGCUGUAUGCAGUUCAAAAUUUGAAGUGCCAACAAAGGACUGGUGGUAGUGACAGACCACCACCAGCACACCAUACUGGUACUACUGUAUUUGCAGCAGAAAUAGUCUGUCCUUUGUCCUUUCAGUCCCACCAGUCUAGCAGUCCUUAGCAAAACUUUGAACUGCCUGGUGUCCUUCAUCUGUUUCUUGCACUAAUUCAUUUCUGCUAAUAAUCUAGUCAAAUUUCA
Molecule: messenger RNA, 3267 nt
Organism: Pseudo-nitzschia multistriata
Lineage: Eukaryota; Bacillariophyta; Bacillariophyceae; Bacillariales; Bacillariaceae
Source: the annotation of a GenBank genome assembly